AUGCUUUCUCCGACCGACCUCGCAUCCAUCCAUGACUUUGCCAUCGCACUCGCCCAAAGAGCCGGUGCUAUGAUCAAGGCUGCUUCCGAGUCGCGCUUCGCCGAGCACACCAACACCGCCCAAGAUUCAAGCAAGAAGAAUAGAGUCGAUCGUAGGUAUUCUUAAUUAGCUUCGUCUUCUCCAACGGUCCACUUGAGAAGGACUCAUUUACCGUAUCAAUCCGCUACCACACCACCAUCCACAUCGAUAUUGCAAGUCGUCACCGAGACGGACCAGGCCGUUGAAGCCUUCAUCAAGCAAUCCGUCUCGGACAAGUACCCGGGACAUGCUUUUAUUGGCGAAGAAUCUUUUGCAGGUGGCGAGGUCGUGCAUCUCACCGUGCGUUUGCCUCCUGGGCUCCACCUCUCGCUCGAGCACGGUCCCAAGGAAAGCGAUCCGCCGAGCUAACCGAUGUUCUCGCCAAUUUCUCUGGCACGCUGCGCAUCUCGAUAGGAUACCCCGACGUGGAUUGUGGACCCAAUCGGUACGUUCCAUCAUGCGCCCUCGAUGGACGUACGAAGCUGUCGGACCGCGAACCUGACAGCCCCGUCCGGCCCGGACCGUCCUCUUUGGCGCCAGACGGCACCACCAAUUUCAUCCACGGCUUUGAUCACGUGUGCGUAUCCAUUGGAUUCACACACAAAGCCGUGCCCGUGAUUGGCGUCAUUUUCAAUCCUUUCCUGAACAAGGUACGUUGUCCGUACUGCGCAACACUUCCCUUCAACAGCCCCUUCUCCGAUCUUGCUUGCUUUUACUGACUCGGUGCGAUACAUUCUACGACACUCGCGGCGUGCGUUUUCGAUCACUAUCAGCUCUACUCGGCCAUCAAGGGCCAGGGGGCUUUCUUGAAUCAGAGAAUUCGGCUACCCCUUUCACACCCUAAGCCACCACCCUUGGCGUCCCUUUCCGAUGCACUUAUCGCCGUAGAAUGGGGUUCUGACCGCUCCGCCGACAUCAUCUCCCACAAAGCCUCGACCUUUUCGCGACUCGCAGGCGACCCCUCGUCUGUACAGGGUGGAGUAAUGGCCCAUUCUCUGAGAUCUAUCGGCUCAGCAGCCUUGAACUACGCUUACGUCGCUUCUGGUCAGGUCGACCUGUACUGGGAGAUAGGCUGCUGGUCCUGGGACGUGUGUGCCGGGACCGUCAUUGCUCGCGAGGCCGGCGCCAAGGUAUUCGGUCGAGGUGGAAAGAAUUUCGAAGCCCAGGACUUGAUGGGGCAUCACUUCUUCGUCGUAAGGGCGAUCGAAGACGGGGAGAAGGAAACGGGACCGCAGGCGCAGGCUCGAAUUGCCGCGGAAUUUUUCGAGGCUGCCGAGGAGUGGGAAGCCUAA
Messenger RNA from Microbotryum saponariae, 1370 nucleotides. NCBI's taxonomy places the organism in Eukaryota, Fungi, Basidiomycota, Microbotryomycetes, Microbotryales, Microbotryaceae. The record is from the annotation of a GenBank genome assembly.